Molecule: messenger RNA, 2385 nt
Organism: Talaromyces proteolyticus
Lineage: Eukaryota; Fungi; Ascomycota; Eurotiomycetes; Eurotiales; Trichocomaceae
Product: magnesium transporter NIPA-domain-containing protein
Exons: 2
Coding region: 1-2385 (794 amino acids)
Biological process (GO): magnesium ion transport
Cellular component (GO): membrane
Molecular function (GO): magnesium ion transmembrane transporter activity
Source: RefSeq, a predicted model, not a curated record
AUGGAUGGCAUUCUGUCGACCGGGGUAUCGACAGUCCAACUGCCCCCGGCGACAGGAUUUCCAGCAGCAUCUUCACUCCCCAAUACGUAUAGCCUGCUGUCCUUAUUGAUCGGAUCGCAAGAAGACUCUGAUGGAGAUGGAGGACAUCAGGCCCAAAGAUGGUCAUCAUUUAUCGGAAUAAUCGUGGCGAUAUGUGGGAAUAUUCUCAUAUCAUUUGCGCUGAACAUCCAACGAUAUGCGCACGUACGUAUCGAACGAGAAGCUGAAGGGGAACGAGUUCGCAUGCGUUCUCGGAGGCAUGUAUCGACAAGCACUUACGGCUCCACCGAUGUUCCAUACAGAGAUGACCCUGGCGAUAAUAGUAACGAAACUUUUGGGGCUACACAAAAUGGGAGAGAGCGUUCAGACGACCAGGAUCGAUCUUAUCAAGAUUAUGAUACGGAAAAUGAAGACCCUGAUAUGCAGCAAUCUAUUCUCUCCGAUCAAACAGUCAGGCCAGGUGACAAGGACCUGGCAGAAACAUACCGAGCCAACUAUCUCCACUCACCGUAUUGGUGGGCAGGCAUCGUCUUAAUGACACUUGGAGAAAUGGGUAAUUUUCUCGCUUAUGGGUUUGCACCAGCUUCAAUUGUGUCGCCCUUAGGAGUCGUCGCAUUGAUAUCAAACUGCGUGAUUGCCCCCUUCAUGUUGAAGGAAAAAUUCCGGCAGCAAGACCUGUGGGGGGUUCUUAUUGCUAUUACUGGCGCCGUCGUCGUGGUAUUAAGCGCAGAGACCUCUGAAACGAAAAUAGGACCACAUGAAAUCUGGGUCAUGAUAACCAAAUGGGAAUUUGAACUAUACCUAGGGCUAACUGCUGCCUUGAUCAUUACCCUCAUGUGUCUGAGUGGGAAAUAUGGGAAUCGUACUAUCUUGAUCGACUUGGGCUUAGUCGGCCUUUUCGGUGGAUAUACCGCACUCUCGACUAAAGGCGUGGCUUCGUUACUGUCCUUUACGCUUUGGCACGUCAUUACUUUCCCGAUUUCCUAUUUACUUGCUGCGGUUCUCAUUUGUAGUGCAUUGAUGCAAAUACGCUAUAUCAAUCGUGCUUUGCAACGAUUCGACUCAACACAGGUUAUCCCAACCCAAUUUGUUCUAUUUACCCUUGCUGUCAUUAUUGGAAGCGCCGUUUUGUAUCGCGAUUUUGAGUCCACUACAAAGUCUCGUGCUAUGAAAUUUGUGGGCGGGUGCGCUCUAACUUUUCUUGGGGUUUAUUUCAUCACCAGCGGCCGAAGCCGCAACGAAGAUGAAUACUCAGAAGGAGAAGAAGAGGAUGAAGAGGCGGAAGUUGGUUUCGUGAAUGGCCAACGAUAUCGGGAUACAGAGGACGAGCCUCGAGCACUCGACCAACAUAUGCGAAAACCAGGCGAUACUGCCCUUGAAAACCGACAUCAAUCCCGAUCCACGCGCGCUUCCUUCCAAAGCGCAAGUUCAGAGGGUGACGAUCUGAACACACCAAAGGGCCUCCUCUCACCAGCCGGCUCAGAUAACGAGGAAUCAAUAUCCGAGGAUUCUCUCUCUCAAGACCUUGCUUCAUCACCACCUCAACCUCAAUCUCUCAUUGACAAUCCUUGGGACUCACCCGAAGGCACCCUUAAGACCACGAUAUCAGAUCCACUUGUACAUAAAAGCAUACCAACUACACCUCCAGGGAGCCAAACACGCGUGGCGCAAUUCUCCCCCAUUUUAUUUCGCUUCCCUGUCGCCCCUUCUCCUGAGGAUGCAGGACAAAAUUCCGAUACCCACAGCCAUCCAGCACGUUCCCCUCAGCCUUCGGCUGACAUAAGGACGCCUGAAAAUCGACGCCGCAGUACUCCUCGCACUCCACAGUCUAGCGUCAGAAACUCGGUCCAGCUACGACUAACCCCUGCUCCCCUUAUUGCUCCUUUGUCUUCCACUCUAUCUGCUGUAGUUGCAGACUCUCUCAGACGUGGUGAAGGCAGUCCAGGUCGACACCAGCGCAGCAAAUCUGUUAGAGUUAGGAGACUGGGUUCUGCCCCUCUGAUUGUUGGGGAAACAAAUGGUGAUAGCGGUGAAAAUGGGUAUGAUACUGAGUACUCAGUUGAUGGUCGUCAUGUCCAUUCUAGUGCUGUCACGGUAACCCCUGGUUCGUCUCGAGUUAAUUCAAACCGAGAAGUACCUAGGGUAAACACAACGGCUGCUGAUGCUAUUCAGAUCAAUACAAAGGCUGACGCUGACACGUCGACCAAACGAUUGCGCAGUUUCAGCGAUUCACUAAGCGGCGGCCUGGCAUGGCUUGGAGGAACUCUUCGCCGCCCCAGGAAAUCGGAAGGCGUGGUUCCAACGCAAUCAGGGGGGAACGAGUCUUCGGAGGGAGACGAUUCUUGA